AUGGUAGGAAUACUCGGAGCCAUUGCUGACGGCAUGGCGUCAGGAUUAGGAUGGGGUAUGGGGAUGAGAAUGAUGGAUGGCUUGUUCGGACCGAGAACAAUGGAGGUUGUACAUCAUAAUGAAGACUCAUCGUCGGCGAUGGAGUCGUCCUCCUCGUCUACUACUGCUACGAACGACUCGUCGACUGGAUUGGAGGGCGACAAUGGUACUUCGUGGUUCAGUAGCGAUAAUGAUCAGGGAAUGACUGAUGAUAGCGGCGGCUCUUGGUUCAGUGGUGAUGGUGGUGGUGACUGGGACUUCUAG
This is a messenger RNA of Perkinsus marinus ATCC 50983, 303 nucleotides long. RefSeq lists its product as hypothetical. The transcript is spliced from 3 exons. NCBI's taxonomy places the organism in Eukaryota, Perkinsozoa, Perkinsida, Perkinsidae. The record is from RefSeq and is a predicted model, not a curated record. Bases 1 to 303 code for a protein of 100 amino acids.